AUGGAUACCCUACACGCGCGCGCCGACUGGGAAAGCGUGGGGGACAGGUGGUUCCGCAAGACGCAGCAGUACACCGAGGUGUUCGACCAGGACCUGGACCUCGACAACUACAUCGUCGCCGGCGCGCCGUACGCAGGUGCGCUGGCGCUGUGGCGCGACGAGACCAAGAUACUGGCGCACCAGCCCGGUGUCUCCUCGAAGCCGUCGAUAGACAUCUACAGCCUCGCCGGCAAGAAGAUUCGCAGCAUCCCGUGGGACCGCGGCGCGAUCAAGGGGCUGGGCUGGUCCGAGGACGAGUCGCUGCUGGUGGUCACCCCGGAUGGCAAUGUGCGAUGCUACGACUUGCAAGGCGACUUUAGCAACUUCUCUCUGGGCCACGGCGCGGAUAAUUAUGGCGUGGAGUCGUGUCGGUUUUAUAACAACGGCAUGGUCGCACUGCUAGGAAACAAUGCCUUCGUCACAGUCUCGUCCUAUACCGAGCCUCGACCGAGACAGCUGGCCACGGCUCCCGAGGGCGAGAUCCAUUCCUGGGCCAUCAUCUCGCCGGACCACACCCUCUCGCGCUCUGUCGAGGUGCUGCUCAGCCUGGGGUCGACCGUCUACGUCCUGGACGCCGUGGACUGCGAGGACCGCAUGAUUGACUUUGGGCCGUUUAGCCACAUCACCGUGUCCCCGGACGGGCGGUACGCGAACCUGUACGGCGUCAACGGCCAGGCUCGCGUCAUCUCCAGUGACUUUCAAGACAUACUCUUUGUCCACGACUCGGACUCGCAAACGCCCCCCAAGUAUGUGGAGUGGUGUGGUAGUGAUGCCCUUAUCGCGUGGGAAGACGAAGUGCACAUCAUUGGCCCGGGGAACCAGUCUUCCUCGUACAUCUAUGACAGCACCCGUGUUCACGUUGUAUCAGAAUACGACGGCGCUCGGUUGAUCACAAACGAUUAUUGCGAGUUCCUCGAGCGGGUGCCGAGUGACACGCUCCAGGUGUUUGGGCAUGCGUCGGAAUCGUCGCCCGCGUCCAUUCUUCUCGACGCCGUAGGCCAGCUAGAGAUUGAGUCACCCAAAGCCGACGACUACAUCCAACUCAUCCGGCCGAACCUGACUGAGGCUGUCGACACCUGUGUCAAUGCGGCGGGCCGCGAGUUUGACACGAAAUGGCAGAAGCGGCUCCUCAAAGCGGCCUCUUUCGGCAAGUCGGUACUGGAUAUUUACAACAGUGACGACUUUGUCGACAUGUGCGAGACCCUGCGAGUGCUGAAUGCCGUCAGAGACCACGAGGUCGGCAUGCCGCUAUCGUUUGAGCAAUACCACCGAGUAACACCGGAGAAGCUGAUCCAGCGACUGCUCAACCGCCACGACUACCUGCUUGCUCUCAAGAUAGCCGGCUACCUCAAGCUGCCCUCAGACCGCAUAUAUGUGCACUGGGCGUGCAGCAAGGUGCGCAUCGGUGGCGAAGAUGAUGACACGAUUUGCCGCGUGGUGGUGGACAGACUGUCUGGAAAGCCAGGCAUCUCGUUUGAGGAAAUUGCCCGGGCCGCGUAUCACGAGGGCCGGGGCCGCCUGGCCACGGAGCUGCUUAACCAUGAACCUCGUGGCGGGAGGCAAGUGCCGUUGCUCCUCGACAUGGAAGAAGACGAGCUUGCACUGGACAAGGCCAUCGAGAGCGGAGACACAGACCUCAUCCUGUAUGUGCUGCUAAAGCUGAAGAAGAAGCUGCCACUGGCUGCUUUCUUCCGGGUCAUCAACGCCAGGCCAACAGCCACAGCCAUGGUCGAGGCGUCGGCUCUCCAAGAGGGAGACAAUACCCUGCUCAAGGAUCUUUACUACCAAGAUGACCGGCGAGUGGAUGGAGCUCUCGUCUUCAUCCGAGAGUCGCUCAACCAGCCUGACGCGCGCACUGCCUCUGACAAACUGGCCCUGGCGGCAAAGCUGCUUGGCGAUACCAAGGAGGCGAACCUGGAGCUACAUGCGCUGAACCAGACGACAAUGCUCCUACGACUACAAGCAGCAUUCGAUCGAGACUUGACAGACACGUUCAGUGGGCUGAGCGUUGAUGAGACACUUUUCAAACUGAUUCGGCUCGGGUACAACAGCCAGGCAAAGAAGAUCCAGAACGACUUUAAAGUCCCGGAAAAGGUCGCCUGGUGGAUCCGAUUACGCGCGCUGGUGGCGAAGCGAGAGUGGAACGAGAUUGAGGAAAUGUCCAAGCAGAGGAAAAGCCCCAUCGGCUGGGAGCCCUUUUUCAACCUCACGCUUCAAGCCGGGAACCCGCGCCUGGCGGCCGUAUUCAUACCCAAGUGCACGGGGCUGGAGCCCGGGGAGACCAUCACCAUGUACGAGAAGUGCGGCAUGCGGGUGCGCGCGGCGGAAGAGGCGGUGCGGCUCAAGGACUACGCGGCGUGGCAGCGACUGCUCGAGGCGGCGGGACGGGGCUCGCAGGAGGGGCGGGAGAUUGAGCGCCUGGGAGCGACGGUGUUUGCGAAGAAGUAG
Purpureocillium lilacinum is the source of this 2487-nucleotide messenger RNA. RefSeq lists its product as uncharacterized. Gene Ontology annotation, biological process: endosomal transport; intracellular protein transport; vacuole fusion, non-autophagic. The record is from RefSeq and is a predicted model, not a curated record. Gene Ontology annotation, cellular component: HOPS complex; cytoplasm; lysosomal membrane. Lineage: Eukaryota; Fungi; Ascomycota; Sordariomycetes; Hypocreales; Ophiocordycipitaceae. Gene Ontology annotation, molecular function: actin binding.